CGGGAAUUUUACAGUACCAUACAUAGAACUGCUUCCGGUUAUUUUGAACAGGUUGUUGCUGACAUUUACCUAAAUAUUACUAUUGUGAGUCACUGCAGUUGUCCAUGAACUAAAAUAGUAUUCUAUAAACGGAAUGCCAAUGUAGAAUAUGCCCCCAGGUGUCCAGUAUAAAAACAGCAAUGUCUCUAGCAAGCCAUAUGCUUACACAGCAGAUGCAAGCCAUAACACAACAGACAUAUUGAGGACAGUAAGAGAACAGGAAGCACAGUUUGAGAGACUCACUAGAGAAUUAGAAAGUGAGAGGGAAAAAGUAGUGCACAAACUUCAUCAG
Ruditapes philippinarum (Manila clam) is the source of this 331-nucleotide messenger RNA. Its product is annotated as catenin delta-2-like. NCBI's taxonomy places the organism in Eukaryota, Metazoa, Mollusca, Bivalvia, Venerida, Veneridae. The record is from RefSeq and is a predicted model, not a curated record.